Molecule: messenger RNA, 878 nt
Organism: Notothenia coriiceps (black rockcod)
Lineage: Eukaryota; Metazoa; Chordata; Actinopteri; Perciformes; Nototheniidae
Product: probable 28S rRNA (cytosine-C(5))-methyltransferase
Exons: 5
Coding region: 1-852 (283 amino acids)
Biological process (GO): rRNA base methylation; maturation of LSU-rRNA
Cellular component (GO): nucleolus
Molecular function (GO): rRNA (cytosine-C5-)-methyltransferase activity
Source: RefSeq, a predicted model, not a curated record
AUGAUAGGAUUCACUGAUGAGAACAGUGAAUGGUUGACACCAGCUAAGAGGAAGCGCAAACUGGAAGAAGCUGAAAGUGGGGAUGACAGCGAUGAACACUGGGAGAACGAGGAAGAUCUGGAGAUGGAGGAUGAGGAGGAGGAGGAGACAAAGAAAGAAGUAAAAGAACAAGGAAAGAAGAAGAAGAAGACUGCCAAAGUAGAAAUCAAAGAAGGAGAAGAAAAGGAGGAUGAUGAUGACGAUGACGAAGAAAUGGUUGAUGACUACGGAGCACCUGAUGGCAGUGGAGAGGAGGAAGCAGAGAGUGAUGGAGAGCUCCUUCCCAUCGAGCGCGCAGCAAAGAAAGCACAACAGCUGAAGGAAGCCUUGGAUCUGGAUAGCGACGACGAUAGUGACGAUGAUGAAGAUGAUGCUAAAAAGAAAAAGAAAUCCGAUUCUGAUGAGGAGGAAGACACGGUACAAGCCAACAUGGAUGAGAUGGACGCAUUCAAGCUCCCCGGGGCAGAGGAGAGUGCGAAUGAAGGCCUCCUGCCUCUGGACCUGAAGACCAUCCAUCAGAGGAUAAAGGACAACAUCGAAGUGCUCUGUAACUUCACAAAGCAGAGAGAAGAGGGCAAAGAGAGGGCCGAGUACCUCUCUCUCCUGAAGAAGGAUCUGUGUACUUACUACAGCUACAACCACUUCCUCCUCGAGAAGCUAAUGGACAUCUUCCCCCUUUCAGAGCUGGUUGAUUUCCUCGAGGCGAAUGAAAUCCACAGACCUGUCACUAUCCGCACCAACACACUGAAGACCAGGAGGAGGGAUCUGGCCCAGGUCAGUGCUCAGAGUGGGAGAGGGGGAUUAAACGGCUAGUUUCUUGCACUCAACAGGGUUCUUAC